Messenger RNA from Ostrea edulis (European flat oyster), 607 nucleotides. Its product is annotated as follistatin-like. The record is from RefSeq and is a predicted model, not a curated record. The transcript is spliced from 5 exons. Gene Ontology annotation, molecular function: protein binding. Lineage: Eukaryota; Metazoa; Mollusca; Bivalvia; Ostreida; Ostreidae. The coding region runs from base 119 to 592 and encodes 157 amino acids.
AAGGACAAUUGUGAACACGGGCCACUGCAAGGAACAACCAGGCCUCCUGGAAUUUUGUCCAAACCACGACUUCUUGUAUUCCUUUCACAGAUCUUUACGAGUAACAGAAACACAGAAGAUGGAAUUGGCUGCAAUCAUUUUUGUUGGUUUUCUUGGAGUGUGUUGUGGUCAGUACGAUACAUACUACUGCAAGUAUCUAACCAACGCCAAUUGUGUAACCAAGCCAGAAGAUCUCCAGUGUGGAACAGAUGGGAAUACCUACUACAACGAUUGCGACCUUUCUAAGGCCCACUGCAGGGACAACAGCCUUCACAGAAAAUUCAAGGGACCCUGUCCCAAUAGUGCCGCCACUACUACUGCCAAACCCGGCAACGUAGUCACCAACGGACCCACCCAGAAACCAAUGAAUGGAUCAGAAAUCGCUUUUAAUAUAUUUUGUCUGGAUUUAUUUCACCAUGACUGCACCAAUGAAGUGCCGCAAGUUUUGUGCGCAUCUAACGGACAAACAUAUCAAAAUUUGUGUGAAUACGAGAAGUCAAAAUGCACUCACAGAGACUUACAUAUUGUAAAAAAUGCUCCAUGUACACAAUAAAUGAAUGCAAGCAUU